This is a messenger RNA of Necator americanus (New World hookworm), 207 nucleotides long. RefSeq lists its product as uncharacterized. The record is from RefSeq and is a predicted model, not a curated record. Bases 1 to 207 code for a protein of 68 amino acids. The transcript has a single exon. NCBI's taxonomy places the organism in Eukaryota, Metazoa, Nematoda, Chromadorea, Rhabditida, Ancylostomatidae.
AUGACAAGGAACAUCGACUCUUUCGAGCAACCUAAGACCCGAAUCGGACGUUUACGGAUGAGAAGAUGUCCAACGCCAGCUUUGACAAUCUUCGUCGUUUACGCUUUCUAUGUGGAUCUAGAGAAGUUCCACGGAGAAGAUGAUGCCUUCUACGCGGUCAUAAUAAGUGAUUUCAACGCCAAGAUUGGCCCACAGAAGAACGCCUGA